AUGCCUGUUGGACGAAAACGGUGGAAUCUUCAUGAUGGACCACAAGGCUCAUUGAAACGGUUAAGAAAUCAACUAGCUGAAGAUGGAUGUGCAGAAUCACAAGUAGUGCUUGCUAAACAGCUUCUAGAAGAAAAAUGUGAGCUCGAAGCAGACAAAAUAUCAAACUUUAAACAAGCAUUAGAAUGGUUAAUCUGCGCUACUGAACAGGCGCACCCAGAAGCUAGAAGAAUGUUACGAAGAUGCAUACGCAGUGGGGUAAUCGACGAAGACAGCGCGGCGAUAGUACGGGCCAAGUCUUGCCUCGCCGCCAGUCGUCAGGAGAUCGUCGCCAGGAAAGCCGCCAGGGACCUCUUUGCCAGCUUAUCAAACGGCGAGCAGUAUAUAACGACCGCGCAGUUGGAGCGACGGAUACGCGAGAUAUGCACGACUACCCUCAAAAAAGAUCCCGACGACAGCGACGCUACUGACGAGGAUACACCAGACGAGGCGCGCGCCUUGGACGAGCAGGCUUUGGAGCCGUCGCCACCGGAGGCCGGUGACCGUUUGCAAGCGAACGGCACAAUCCGCACCGCACACUCGACCGAUGACGAUGACACGGAGCCGAUCAACCGCCGAGAAGCGAUCCGAAAUCUGACCGUGGACAACCUCGUCUCCGCCGCCGUGGACUACUGCCAGGGCGAGCUGCCCCUCGUCAGCUACGAGCUGACCCUCACGGGCCCCGGGGUCAAGUCGCUGGACCACAUACCGCUGUUGCACCAGGCCUUCCUCCACCCGGUGGUCUUCGUCCAGGUGCUCUACCUGAAGCUGCUGUACUACUUCGGCGGCUUCUCCUUCCGUCUGUCCAACGUGGAGCUGGCCGUCCUGCUGGCGGCCUACCUAUCUGCCAGCGCAGAGAACCUCUACCAUCUGGUGCCGCUCGCUCUCUACUAUUUCAGCUUCGUUUGCAUGGUCGUAUGCACUUUCAAGAUGCUGCUGGCAAAACGGCAGUUCGUCGACUUCAGAAAGUGGUCCGGUCUCUUCCUGCGGUACAGCGACGGCGGCCUCGAGCCGGACCAGUCGGAGAACCUGUUCGUCAGGAACAACCUCUGCCCCUUCGUCCAGUUCUUCGUGGCGCUGCUGUUGAAUCUGUUCCUAUGCCCGUUCGUCGCGAGCCGCUGGGUGCCCUUCUCCGAGCUGUGCGUCCUCUCCUUCUGUCUGACGUUCCUCACGCUGUUCUCGUUCUGCGCCAACGGCGCUCCCCGUCCGGACCCCCUCGCCCUGCUCUCGUUCGGCAUAAACGUCCUCGCUAAAUAUCCGUACGAGAAGGACACGGUGGUGCACCGGGGCUGGCGUUUCCUCGACCUGCACAUAUCCAACUACCCGUCCUACGUGCUCGGGAACAGCAUCGAGUUCUGCGUGAACUCCAGGGUGUUCCUCUCGCUGCUCAUACCGGCUAUACUGACGCUGAUGGCGCGGAGAAGUAAUUGGCAGGGCUUCUUCAAGUACACUCUGCCGCACUGCGUGACCCUCAGCUGGUUGCAGAUGUUCAUCACGUGCUCCCACGGGUGUACCGCUUACGGCCUAAUAAGGGGCACCCUCGCCCUGGUCUGCUCUUUCCUCUUCCUCCCUCUAUUGGGGGCUAUAACAGUGACCCUGCCGAUAUUCGCCGCUCUCCAGUACGUCACUCUGUCUCGGCUGUUCUACGCCACAUCAAUUCUAGUCGGUUUCGCAACAAGUCUGACGGUGACCUGCCUGUUAGCGAAGUCCGAUGCCACGAAGAGAUUCGUCACGCCGUUCCAGCUCGCCAUCGGUCUAAUCACAUUGAUAUACCUCGGCAACCAACUGAUAGGCGACAUACAAGACGACGGCCUACCUUCAGGCCUCAUAGAGUUAAUAGGCGACGAGAAAUCCAGCAUAAAGAAUUUACUGAAGAACGAAUUCAUAUCGGACUACGAUGACAACAGCUACCACAUAAAUUGGGAGGAUUAUUACAGCCAAUGCAAUUCCCCAUCCUGGACCGAUUCCAACAUGGCCGCCACGCAAAUCAAAUGCGCGGUGUUGGGGGGCGCGCACGUAAAUUGGGAGGGUUAUAUCAGCGAGGUCAAGCUGAAUAGCGUGAAGAACCAAUGGAGCGAUUUCGCCGCCUGGCUGCCGAGCUUUCUCCAGGAAUACUUCAAGUGCUACUACGGCGAGGAAUAUGCGACCCUAUGCCAGAAGGCGCAGCAUCCAAAUUCGGUCGGCGGGUGCGAGUUUGUCAGGACCGUCGCCAGGCAGAGCGGGAAGGUUUGCCACCUGGAUAAUCUGAACGAAUACAGCUACGAAAUCAAACUUACGAUGGAAGCGGGCGGCGGGCUGUUGAAGCGGCACGCUGACGUCACCGUCACGUUGGACCAUUAUUUCAGCAACUACACACGGCUCCUGCGUUCGGACGACAGGAUACGCUUCAGGGGUGUGCUGCUCAACGAUCCCGACGCGUUCGCGAUCGGUUCCAGGGACCUCUUUAUAAGGGGCUACGAGAUAGACUGCGUUGAGUGCAAGGAAGCGCGUGGGAGCAUUGUUGCGCCCAAACCGACAGUCUCCAAACUGUCCAAGCUCCUCCGUACAGUUGUAAACGACUGCGUUGUCUCGGCCAAGUACAUUCUUAACUUCCUUUUGAAUCCGACGGCGCGGACGAGAUGCCCCCGCGACAUCGGCGAGCGACGCACCAUCGGUGCCAACACCGGCCACGGAGGCGGAGACAGCAGUGUCAAACCACCCCCCCCCCCCCCCCCCCCCCCCCCCCGUCAAACACACCACUCGCCUCCCCCUAGUGGCGAAGGCAGAAGACUACGAUUCAGGGAAAACAUAAGGGUGGAGCCAACCGUACGUCGCGCACACCACCCCAACGAAUACCAACGAUCAUCUGAAGCAAUCUCAACGAAGAACAUUACGGAAGUGGCCCCACAAGGCCAUGUAGAAGACCCGGACGACGACGACGCCGACGCCGGCAUUAUAACGCCCCCCCCCCCCCCCCCCCCCCCCCCCCCCCCCACAAGAAGC
Iphiclides podalirius (scarce swallowtail) is the source of this 3018-nucleotide messenger RNA. The record is from the annotation of a GenBank genome assembly. Lineage: Eukaryota; Metazoa; Arthropoda; Insecta; Lepidoptera; Papilionidae.